UUCCCCUUUUUGCCCUAAUUCCGAAAGGCCCCAAACUCUAGGGUUUCCGUCCACAUGCACCACCGGCUUCUGGUUCAUUGAAGUUGAUGGAGUUUCGAUUACUGUUUUUUGGUGUAGAAGUGAUCUCUAAUCUUGUUUGCUGUAUAUAUGAUUACUUAUAGCUAAUAGUUAUUUAUGAUGGGAAGGGGAAGCUUAUAUUAAUUUGUCAGUCCGGUGGUGAGUUUGUAACAAAUGACGAUGGGUCCUUGUCAUAUACUGGAGGAGAGGCACAUGCAAUAAAUAUCAAUCAUGAAACAUUUUUCGAUGAUCUCAAGUUGAAAUUAGCUGAAAUGUGGAAUUUGGAAUACCAAUCCUUGUCGAUCAAGUACUUUCUUCCUGGAAACAGGAAAACUCUGAUCACUUUAUCCACUGACAAAGACCUGAAGAGGAUGAUAGGUUUCCAUGGGGAUUCAGUAACAGCAGAUGUUUUUGUUAUGGGAAGAGAGGGUUUUGAUAGUCAUGCUCUGAACAUCCAUGCUUGCAGGGAAAGUGGGAUAAAACUGGCUGAGACGGUAAACCAUAUUGCUGUCUCCAUGAUGCCGGCUGUAGCACCUCAACCUUUUGCAAUUGCUCCUGUUUCUCUUGGUGUAAUGCCUUCUGGUGCCUUUCCUAUUGAUCCUGUUACAGUUGUUACAGAUGUAGCAUCCCCAGACACUACUACAACAGUUGCUCAUGCCGCUGUGACCGUCAGCCCAGUUGCUCCUGCAACUUUUCCUGUAUCAACAGUUGCUGACUCUCUAACUGCUGUUGAUGCAACUGCCCAAAGUCUCAAUGGAAUUAGUACUACUGCAAACCCUUUUGCUGCCUUUACCAUCACUGGUGAUCCAAGUGCUGCUGCCCCAACCCCAACUGCCCCUGUUGUUAUUCCUGCCACAGAUGCAACUGCUCACGGCUCGGCCAUCUUAGAUAUAACCUCAACCCCAGCAGACACUGUUAAGAAGCGAAGACGGACUGCAUCCUGGAAAUUUGGUGCCAAUGGUCCUACUAUUGUUUCUGUCACUGAUGAUGUUGGGGGGAAAAAAAGAACUGCAUCUCGGAAAAAAAAUUCCCGAAGUCAGAAUACUGUUCCAGUAGCUGAUAAUGUGGAGCAGCAACAAGAGAAUGGACCCUGGAAAGAUGACUUCAAUGGUUCCUCUAGUCUUGUCGCAUCUGAUGAUGUUCCACUGGAAAAAUUAGUUGCAUCAUGGAAAGAUGGCAUUACCGGUGUUGGCCAGGAAUUCAAAAGUGUCUAUGAAUUUCGUGAGGCGCUGCAGAAAUAUGCAAUUGCACAUCGCUUUGUUUACAGAUUAAAAAAGAAUGACACUAAUCGAGCAAGUGGCAGAUGUGUUGCUGAAGGCUGUUCUUGGAGGAUCCAUGCAUCUUGGGUACCAGCUGCACAAUCGUUUAGGAUAAAAAAGAUGACCAAGUCACACACAUGUGGAGGACAAUCCUGGAAGUCUGCUCAUCCUACGAAGAAUUGGUUAGUGAGUAUCAUAAAGGAUAGGUUACGAGAUACUCCACAUCACAAACCCAAGGAUAUUGCAAAAUGCAUUUUCCAGGACUUUGGAAUUGAAUUGAACUAUACACAAGUAUGGCGUGGAAUUGAGGAUGCCAGGGAGCAACUUCAAGGUUCGUACAAAGAGGCAUAUAAUCUGUUGCCCUGGUUUUGUGAGAAGUUGGUGGAGACAAAUCCUGGUAGUGUUGCUAAGCUUUUAAUCAAUGAUGACAAAAGAUUUGAACGCCUUUUUGUGUCCUUUCAUGCCUCAUUACAUGGUUUCCGGAAUGGAUGUCGCCCCCUUCUUUUCCUUGAUGCUACCUCUCUAAAAUCAAAAUACCAAGAGAUUUUAUUGAUAGCUACUGCAGUGGAUGGUAAUGAAGGAUUUUUCCCAGUAGCAUUUGCUAUUGUAGAUGUGGAGACUGAUGAUAAUUGGCUAUGGUUCUUAGAGCAGUUGAAAUCUGCAAUAUCAACAUUACAACCGAUGACCUUUGUCUCCGAUAGAGAGAAGGGCUUAAAGAAAUCUGUGCUUGAGGUAUUUGAGAAUGCCCAUCAUGGUUACUCCAUAUACUACCUUAUGGAAAACUUCAAGAAAAACUUGAAGGGUCCAUUCCAUGGAGAUGGAAGGGGUUCUUUGCCUAUCAAUUUCUUGGCUGCUACCCAUGCUAUCCGACUUGAUGGUUUUAAGAAGUUCACUGAGCAAAUUAAACGGGUUUCUUCAAAAGCAUACAACUGGGUCAUGCAAAUUGAGCCAGAGUGCUGGACAACUGUAUCAUUUGAGGGUGAGCACUACAACCAGAUUACAGUAGAUGUUAUUCAUGCAUAUAUUAACUUGAUAGAGGAGGUGCGAGAGUUACCUAUAAUACAGAAGAUAGAGGCGCUAAUAUGUAUGAUAAUGGAGUCGAUCAAUACCUGUCAAACAGAUUCGAGUACGUGGUCUUCACAGCUUACUCCAUCUAAGGAGGAAAAACUACAAGAUGAAAUUAUAAAAGCUCACAGCCUUAAAGUGUUAUUCUCUACUGAUACCCUAUUUGAGGUCCAUGAUGACUCCAUUAAUAUGGUGAAUAUUGAUAGCUGGGACUGUAGUUGCCUGCAGUGGAAAGCAACAGGGCUACCUUGCUGCCAUGCGAUUGCCGUCUUCAAUUGCACAGGAAGGAGUGUAUAUGAUUACUGUUCCAGAUACUUCACUCUCAAUAGCUUCCGGUUGACAUAUUCGGAAUCAAUAAACCCUUUGCCUAGCAUCAUCAAGUCUUUGGAUAAUGAAGAAGCUGCUGCAUUGCACACUCUGAAUGUGCUUCCUCCUUGUAUAUUGCGGCCAUUGAGCCAGCAGAAGAGGAAAAGGGUCAAAACAGAAGAGGUUAUGAGAAGGGCAGUUUCCUGCACCAGAUGCAAGUUAGCUGGGCACAACAAAGCUACGUGCAAGGCAACCUUAUAGGUCUGAUCUGUUUCUUUUUUGUAUGUUUUAUACUGUACAGGCUUCAUAACUAUUUAGAUAGUGAUGUACCAUAACAACUUGGAUGUGUUGUCCAUUGCCCUUCAUGCCCCUUCAUUAUAGUCUGAUGUUCAAAUCUCAAGUUCCACCCAUGUGUAUCUAAAUUCAUUUGUAAACUUUUGACCACCCAUAUUCCUGAAAUAUGUUUCAAGGAUAUUGUUAAUAAGAAGCAAAUUUAUGUGUUCAGAA
This is a messenger RNA of Vitis riparia (riverbank grape), 3194 nucleotides long. RefSeq lists its product as uncharacterized. Gene Ontology annotation, molecular function: zinc ion binding. Bases 330 to 2948 code for a protein of 872 amino acids. The record is from RefSeq and is a predicted model, not a curated record. The transcript is spliced from 4 exons. NCBI's taxonomy places the organism in Eukaryota, Viridiplantae, Streptophyta, Magnoliopsida, Vitales, Vitaceae.